CGUAUACCUACAAAGCCAAAUCUUCCCUCAUUGCUUCCCCACGAUCCCAUUUCUUUCAGUCGCUACUGUCACUCUUCGAUCACCACUCUAUCGCUCAUUGUUGGUCGUCCAUUAGCCAGCAGAAUUCCAGCGUUCGCCGGCCGAUCACAUCGACGCUUCCGGCGUUGAAGCCCACCCCGCGACAGAUGCCUCCUUCUCCUCCUUCCGGUCCGCUCCUAAAAGAGAACAUCGAGGAAGACUUGGACAUGGAAGAAAGCACCCUAAAUGCCCUUUCAUCCGGGGAAGCUGUGCUGCUGGGAGCUUUGGCACCCGGUGUUAAUGGUCCAACAUGGGCUGUUCUGAAGAUUACUUUUUUGAUGCUUGCCAUUUGUCUUAUCGCCAUGCUUUCUUUAGCGUUCAUAUCAAGUGAUUUCAUUAUAGCGGGCCACGUCAUCUUGCUUGUUAUCAUAGGGUUUGUGCUUUUCGUGCUCCUAAAUGGCUUUCUGGCACAGACUGGUUUGGUAUCAGUAGAACAACAAAUUGAAGAGAUGGGUAUCUCACAAAACCUUAGAAAUUUCAAAAAGAAGAAAAACUGACUCGAAAAACUCCACACUAUCAAUAAAAUAAAAUCCAGAAACAGAGAUCUCAGAUCAUUUUGCAGCUGACAUUUAUCAAAAUCUCUCUUCGUCUUCACGAAAAUCGAUCGAGGCUACACUAUUAUCAGUCUUUCUUGGCCUCCUCCUCCUUAGGCUUGCUUUUUUUAGUCUUUAAGAAGCAGAAGCAAGAACAGCAGGGGCAUUGAAACAUCAGCUUCAUCUCUCUGCUCCUUCAGCUCCUUAAACCAACACAAAAAGGGUGAAACCAAUGUACAGGAUGACUUUUUCUGAAGGAAAGAAGCCCACAGGAUUCCAACUCUAAGAAGAGGUAUGGCCUUGUGAUUUUUUUCCUUUUUCUCCUAUAUCUUUUGCUAAAUUGCGGUCCUUGUUAUAGUUUUGUUUUUGUAGGGUUUCUUAUUGGGCGUGGUAGAUAAUCAGUAGCUGUUACACAGCACAUUUUCUGUGUCUAGUUGUGGGGGCAAUGGAAUAUUUAUUUGUUGUCCAAUGACUGCCUUUAAAUCCAGAUUUUAGGCAUUUGAUUUUAUAAGGAAAAUAUCUAAAUCCUUAAAAGUACUAUGUAGUGGUCCAUUUAGCCCAACUGUAGCUGUGUGAAGAAAAUAUGGGGAUUUUACAUACAUGCCACCCAGUUCCUAUGCAUUUACAUAGAAAUUUUAGGUUUUACAUUUAUGCCACCCAAAUUUUUCAUAUCUUACAUCAAAAACACCCUCAUUUUAACUUUUAAAUAGUGAAAUGCAUCUUCUCAAGCAUAGGUAGGA
Molecule: messenger RNA, 1351 nt
Organism: Phalaenopsis equestris
Lineage: Eukaryota; Viridiplantae; Streptophyta; Magnoliopsida; Asparagales; Orchidaceae
Exons: 4
Coding region: 186-575 (129 amino acids)
Source: RefSeq, a predicted model, not a curated record